UUUAAAUCAUCCAGUACUUUUUAUAUUUAAAUAAAAUUUUAUACAAACUUUGACAUAUUUAAUCUAAUUAUAAAUUUGUGUAUAAUCUUUUUAAAUAUACAAUAAAAAAUAAAACAAAAAAAAUAUUGUCCGCAAACUCCGUAGUAUAUAUAUAGAAGCAGCGUAAUGAUUGUUGAAAAAAACAAGUUGAGUAAUGAUUUAAUAUGAUUUAUUAGUGUGCUUAAUUGACCAAUUUUGUUUCGCUUACGCUACAUAGGUUUGAUUAUUUGUCAAUUUUAAUUAAGAAGUUAAGAUAAUGUCAAAAGCAGUUAAUAUUAAAUCAUAUAAUAUGUGAACUUACUUACAUAGUGUUAAUUCCCGGUUCUUGGCUUGUGCCAAAGGUGCAUUAGAUCUUUGAAGGAAUAUUAAAUUUAUUCUCCGUAAAAUAUUUAUUACAUCAAGUGUAACAAAGAAUUGGAAUAAAAACCAAAAGAAUGAGUUAAAUAAGUUUUUUUUGUAAACUUUGUUAAAAUUAAUUGCAUUUAUCAAAUUUUGAUUGGUUAAAAAUUAAGGGAAAUAGUUAAUCACAAAAAAUAUUACGUUUAUAGUUAAAAUUUAAUAAAUUUUAACUAUAUGCUUGAAAACUCUAAAACGGAUGAAGUAUUAGAAAACCUAUUUCAUUCAAGAUUUUUAUUUUAUUUUUAGUAUUUUAAACUUAUUAAAAAAAUUACUUUAAACUUUUUCUUUGCACCUCCAUUUAUGCCGUCGAAAAUAUGCAAAUUCUUUUCUCUUAUAUCCAAUGAACCAAUGAAUUAAAUAGAACUAUUUCUUUUUUCAACAAUUUUAUUACAUUUUUUUCACUCUUUAUAAUUUCAUCAUUAAUUACUAACCAUAAUAAUAUAUCCACAGAUUUUCAUUCUUUUUUAUUCAUCCCAACAAUUAUUAAUUUUGUGACAAGUAAACAAAUUAGUUUAUUUUUAGCUCUACCUAUAAUAUCCAUGUGACAAGCAAACAAAACAUUGGCCAAACCAACUUUUUCCUUUCACGUAAAUUAAAUUACAUCAUGUAACUUAUUCAAUUUUUAUAUUUAAAAAGUCAUAUAUUCAGUUAAAUAUACGAUAAAUAUUAAAAAUAUGUACCACUAAACACUUAAAAUAAUAUUAAUGUAUAUAAAAAAUUAAAUCAAACACCCGCACGGGCGUGCGAGUCAAGUUUUAGUUUUAAAUUAAAAACGAAAGCCUUUUUCAAAUUAUUAUUAAACUUACAAAAUUAUAACAUACUCUGUUUCAAAAUAAUCCACGUUUUUAAACUCAAAAAAUACAUUUUUAUAUUUUGAUACUUUUUAUUUGUUAAUAAUAGUAAAUUGUAAACUUCGUAAAAAACUGAAAGUGUAACAUACAAUAUCUACUUUUUACUAUUUUUUGAAUGAAUAUUAAAUUUAUUCUGCAUAAAUAUUUAUUACAUCAUGUGUAAGAAAUAAUUGAAAUAAAAACCAAAAGAAACAUUUAUUAAUUUAUUUUUGUAAACUUUGUUAAAAUUAAUUGCAUUUAUCAAAUUUUGAUUUGCUAAAAGUUGAGGGGAGAAGUUCAUCACAAAAAAAUACAUUUAUGAUUAAAAUUUAAUAAUUUUUAUUAAUAUAUUUGAAAACUCUAAAAAAUCAAUCAUUUUAAAACGGAUGAAGUAUUAGAAAACAUAUUUCAUUCAAGAUUUUGAUUUUAUUUUUAGUAGUUUAAACUUAGUAAAACAUUUUUACUUUAGACUUUUUCUUUGCUCCUCCAUUUAUGCCGCCCAAAAUAUGCAAACUCUUUUUUUCUUAUAUCCAAUGAGCCAAUGAAUUAAAAUUAUUCUGAGUUCCUAUAUAAAUACGUCAUUCUUAACACUUAAUUAUAAAAAUCACUAUCUCCUUAAAAGUAAUAAAAAUCAAUAACAAUGAAAUUUUCAUAUCCUCUAUCCAAACGAUUUUUUUUGCCUAUUUUGUCCAUACAAUUCCUCAUCAUACAUAGUGUCUCAUCAUUAAACCUUACUAAUGAGUAUCUCAACCACAAAUGCCUUCUUAAUCAAGGAAAAUAUAAGCUUGGAAGUAAGUACGAGAAAAACCUCAACAUGAUCUUUGAUGACAUUCGUACUAGUCAUGAUGAUAUAACCGGUUACUCACACUCAAGUGUUGGAAAAACGACAGCCGAUUUUGUUGUCGUCGUUACCCAGUGUCGUGGUGACUCUUAUGGGUCUAAAUGCCGUACAUGCAUUGACACUGCAAUUACAGGGUUUCGUAAGAGAUGUCCGAGUAACAAAGGAGGAAUAAUAUGGUACGAUCAAUGUCUUCUCUAUAUUAGUACGAUUGAAGAAAAAAAUCCAGUCACGACUAACUAUAAGAAUAUUUUUUCUAUAUACAACCCAAAUAACGUGAGGGGGGAUGCAAAACUGUUUGCCAUGAGGGUGAUGGAUUUUUUCUCUGAACUAACACUUAAAGUCCACAAAUCCGCCAAGCAUAGUCGUAUCAUAUUUUACGCGGCAGGAGAAAAAAAGCUUGGAAAAAAUAAAUUAUAUGCAAUGGUGCAAUGUUUAGAACAUAUAAUGGAUUGUAAAAGUUGUUUGACAUGGAGUAUCUCAAAGCUUUUCGAAAACAACAAUAUUAAACAAGGAGGGAGAGUUUUGGGUACGGAGUGUGAUGUAAGGUAUGAGCUAUACCCUUUUGUUAGGAGUUAAACAUUUUUAACUUAUGUAUUAGUUAUAUUUGCUUUCUUUUUUUUUGCUGGAAUGUAAUAUCCAUAAAUAAAAAGAGUAUUUACAGAAACAAAUCCAAAAUAAAAGAAGUUCAGAAGUUCAAAAUUGAAUAUUAACAAUGAUUUUCAACUGACUUGGAAUUCUUGAGCCUAUAACCCAACUGACUUGUUUUCACCCCUAGUAUCCGAAAGCUUUGCUUUAAUGACUUCAUUCAAUUUCUGAUAUGAUUAUGAAUGAUGUUUGGUAACUCACUUACUGAGUGAUCAUGAGGGUGAGGCUGCAUGUUCUUACUGACAUUACGUUCUCUCAAGAUCAAAUAUUUGGUUGAUUGAAAGUGAGUUUGGCAAGCACCAAGUCAUGCUCGUUUAACCUCGUACUUUAUAUUGUGCAUGGCAUGAUCUACCAAUCCAAGUUUUAUCUUCUUUCAGCACCUCAGAUCAGAACAUGUCCCAUAAUUUACGUGAAUAUAUUCAAUUCUGUUGAAAACUCUGAACCAGUUGAAAAUUAAAAUCUGUGUCUACAAGUGUCGUAUGUCUCCAAUCAACUUCGCGCAAGCAAGACCCAGCGCUCAACCUCCGCUCACUCGGCAAGCAGUUCCUCCCUUUCCUCAACAAAUCCAUCUCGAUUCUAUCCAAACGCCUCUCCGCCUCCGCGAAUUCAGAUAAUCAAUCUCGCGAUUCAGCGAGAGAAUCGUUCUCAGCGCAGUUAGCUUGCAAGCCUCACACCGUUCAGCUUCAGGCUUGGGGGUUUCACGAGAGUAUUAACUUCCAAGCGUUUAAGGUUUUAGAGAAGCUGAGAGGAUCCGAUGUUAGUUUGCCGGAGGUUAAAGACGGAGAGGCGGAGCUGGCGAUGGUUUUGGUAGAGGCUGUGACGGUUAUUUUUAAGGCUGUGGCGAUGAGUCAGCAAGGUGAUGAUAAGAUGUAUAGAAAAGUACUUGUUAUCCAGUACUUUUUAUAUUUAAAUAAAGUUUUAUAAGAUGUUUUCUCGGCACAUGCAAACAUAAUAUUCUUAUCUAUACUUAUUAGUUAUGUUAUGUCUAAUUUAAUCUAAAACCAUCAUAAUAAAUUAUUAUUUAUGUUUUUUAAAACUUAAAUCAAACAUCAAAGUAUUUAUAUAUGUCAAAUAUUUUUGUAUCAAAAUAUAUACUUAUUAUUGUGUUAAAUUUUUAAAACACUCAUAUCUUAGAAAUAGUUAAAAAUAUCUUUAUAUAAAUGAUUUUUUGACUAAUAUUUAAUUAUAAUUGUUUCGUAUCUUAAUUUUUUUUAAAUUUUAUAAUGAAAAUAUUGUUUUCAAAUAGCAACACAAUAGAUAUAAGAAUUAACUUAUUUUUUAAUUUUUUUAAUAAUUUUAUUAUAUUAUUUUAGAAUCAAUCAUUUAAUAUUUAAUAUAACAUAUAAAUUUUAUAUUAUUAAAAUAAAAUCUGCUUUUAAUUAUUUAUAAAAUUCAUUAAGGUAUUGUUUAAAUUAAUAAUUAGGGAAUCAUUGAGAAACAAAUAAUAAAUCAAUAACCUAGCUAAAAGUCUAAAACCUAAUAAAAAUAUGACAAAUAAAAAAAUUAACUAAAUUUUAAUAUAAAAUAUAAAUUUAAUAUUAUUUAAAAAACAUUUUUAAUAGAUACGAUUCAUUAAGGGUAUUUUUUUUAAAUUAGUGACUUAGCUAAAAACAAAUAAUAAAUUAAUGAUUUAGUUAAAACCUAAUAAAAACAUGACAAAUAAGCAAAAUUACUUAAGAAUAUGGAUAAUAUUACAAAUCAUCAAAUUUACUUUUUAAAUAAUGGUAUAGAUAGAUAGAUAGAUAGAUACAAACUUUGUCAUAUUUAGUCUAAUUAUAAAAUUAUGUUUUUUUUAUAUUAAAGUUUUUAUUUAUUAAUCAAAGUAUGAAAGAACAUUUACAAAGAAAGUGAUAGGGGACUAAAACUCUAUAGUAAGAUUUGGAGUUUUAAAUAAGAAAAACAAAACUAGUCCCUUCAAUGGACAUAAACUUCCAGCCAUCUGCGAAACAACCCCUCCAGCUUAUGGUUUCCAGUGUACUUCAGUGACAAUAUCCUGUUAGGGAUUGCCUUAUCAAUCUGCCUUAUGAUCGCAUCAGUAGAUAGACAAGAGCCUUGAUGCCUGCGAGAGUUACAUUCUUUCCAAACAAGAUAAGAGAGUCAUAUGAAAUACCAGUCAGAAGAGGAUAAUAUCCAGCUUGUGUCGGUUAUGCAUUAGCAGAGACUGCACUGUGGUAGUCCAGUCCGGUUAAACAGCAGUGCCUAGCAGGGUAUCUGUUAGGGUAGUCCAGAUUGUGAACGUGAAAGGACAAACGAAAAAAGGUGGUCCCUGCUCUCGUCUCGCUCACCACAAAACACACAACCUUGUGUGAUCCCCAUUGCCUCAUGCGAACUCCCGUAGAGAGUGUGCCCUCGAAUGCCAGCCAAACAAUGAAGGCAUGGCGCGUUACUCCUUGUGUGAACCAAACAAGUUGAUACCAAGACACUUCCGGGCCCGAACUCUAAUCUGAUCCCAAGUUGAAAAAUGAUCCUUGUAGUCCUCCUCAUUGUGCCUCCAUAGAACAACAUCUCUUCCCUUAGUGGCAUCCGGUUUCUGAGCAUUCUCAAUAGCAGAAUACACAGCACCAAAUACUCUUCGAACCCGACUUCUCAUUGCCCAGACCUCAUUUGUACACACUUCAGUCACUCGAGCUUGACGAGGAAUGCCUAAAUAACUCAGACCCAAAUCCGAUGAUACUCCCAGUACCUAAAAAUUUAAAACAAAAAAUGAUUGUCCGCGAACACCGUAAUAUAUAUAGAAAUAGUGUAAUGAUUGUUGAAAUAACAAGUAGAGUAAUGAUUUAAUAUGAUUUAUUAGUGUGCUUAAUGGACCAAUUUUGUUUCGCUUACGUUACAUAGGUUUGAUUAUUUGUAAAUUUUAAUUAAGAAGUUAAUAUAAAAUCAUAUAAUAUGUGAACUUACUUACAAAAAGUUAAUGUCCAGUUCUUGACAUGUGCCAAAGGUGCAUAAACACUAGUCCACAUUUAAUAUUAACAAAUAUUAAGUAGAUUUAUGGUCAUUUUUAAAUUAAAAGCGAAGGAUUUUUUUCCAAAUUUUUAUUAUACUUACAAAAUUAUAACAUAUUCUGGUUCAAAAUAAUCUACGAUUAAAAAAUCAAAAAGAUACAUUUUAUAUUUUAAUACUUUUAUUAGUUAAUAAUAGUAAAUUGCAAACUUAGUAAAAACUGAAAGUGUAACACAUAACAUCAACUUUUUAUUUCUUUUUUUCUGAAUGAAUGUCAAAUGUAUUCCGCAAAAAUAUUUAUUACAUCAAGUGUAACAAAGAAUUGAAAGAAAAACCAAAAGAAUGAGUUAAUAAGAAAAAAAUUGCAAACUUCAUAAAAAUUGAUUGUGUUUAUCAGAUUUUGAUUGGCUAAAAAUUAAGAGGAAUAGUUCAUCACAAAAUUAUACAUUUAUAAUUAAAAGAUAAGAAAUUUUAUUAAUAUGUUUGAAAACUCUAAAACAUAAAUCAUUUUAAAAUAAAUGAAGUAUCAGAAACCUAUUUCAUUCAAGAAUGGUUCACAAAAUAUUUUGUAUGAGUUUGAUUUUAUUUUAGUGGUUUAAACUUAAUAAAACAUUUAUACUUUAGACUUUUUCUUUGUCCCUCCAUUUCUGCUGCCGAAAAUAUACAAACUCCUUUCUCUUCUAUCCAAUGAACCAAUCCAUUGAUAUUCUUCGGAGUUCUCCUAUAUAAAUAUGUCAAUCUUAGCACUUCGUUAUAAAAAUCACCAUUUACGUAAAAAGUCAAUAACAAUGAAAUUUUCAUAUUCUCUAUCCAAACGAUUUUCUUUGCCUAUUUUGAUCCUACAAUUCCUCAUCAUACAUAGUGUUUCAUCAUUAAACCUUACCAAUGAGUAUCUCAACCACAAAUGCUUCCUUAAUCAAGGGAAAUAUAAGUCUGGAAGUCAGUACGAGGAAAACCUCAACUGGAUCUUCGAUGAUAUUCGUACAAGUCCUUAUGCUUUAACCGGUUUCUCACACUUAAGUGUUGGAAAAACACCAGCCGAUUUUGUUGCUGUCACUUCCCAGUGUCGUGGUGACACUUAUGAGUCUAAAUGUCGUACAUGCAUUGAUACCGUAAUUUCAGGGGUAAAUAAGCUGUCAUAUAUUUAAAUAUGAAGAUUACAAUUUUUUGAGUGAUGUAAAAUGUUAUCUUUUAAGCCAAAACAUAAAUGUCUACGUGAAACAAAACAAGAUUGGAGUAAUUCGUAAAAAAUAUCAGCUGACAAAGUUUGACAUUUGUUAAAGAUAGGGAUGAGACAACUAUCUAAGUAGAUGGUAUCUAGUGAGAUCCGCUCCGGCACCACUCCAAAUAUCGAGAUAUCUGGAAGAUCUGGUCUGUAUUAUUGAAUCUCAGAUCAAUAAAUACCGGAUCGAGAUUCAGAUAUCUUGAUUUUAAAGUCUGGAUAUCAUAAUUAUGUAAGUAUAUUUAAAAUAUAUGUUAUUAAUAACUUUUUGAAAAUAACAUAAAUUUUGAUAAAAAUGUAUUUUAAAUUAUUGUAAUAUUAAUUUUAAUUUUUAAAAUAUUAUAUUUUAUUUUGGCAUAUUUUGUUUUGUUUUAUAUAAUUCUAUGAAAGUUAAUUUUAACGUUAUUAUAAACGUUUUAUCAUUAUUUUUAUGAAAUUGUGUCCAAAUAUUAAAAUCCAUUGCUAGCUUAAUAUUUAGUUUGAUAUCUAUUAUCAUGAUCUCACAAAAUCGCGAAUAUGAUAUGGAUAAUCAAGCAUGGUUUUUACGGAUCUGAAUAUCCUAAUAUUUAUGAUAUCCAAAUUCGUCUAAAUUCUAGUUAUAUAAAUAUCACAAUUUAUCAUAAUAAAUUGUGUAUAUAUUGAAUUAUAUUGAAGAUGUUUUAUUAAAUGCUACUAUGUUACUCAAGGUUGCAAAUUAUAUAUAUAAGGGUGGUUCUGUAAAUCCUUAAUUAUUGACAUUCUCCAAAUCAUCAAAACAAUCUUUUGCUAUACAAAUAAAUAGGAGAAUAGAUCUUUUACUGAAAUAUUAAAUCAUUAUUUAAAAUGAUAUAAAACAUACAUAUAUAUGGUUGUAUAUUGCAGUUUCGUAAGAGAUGUCCGAGUAACAAAGGAGGGAUAAUAUGGUACGAUCAAUGUCUUCUCUAUAUUAAUACGAUCAAAGAAAAAGAUCCUGCCCCGACUAAUUACAAGAAUAUUUUUUCUAUGCACAACCCAAAUAACGUGAGAGGGGAUGCAAAACUGUUCGCCAUGAGGGUGAUGGAUUUUUUCUCUGAGCUAACACUUAAAGUCAAGAAAACCACCAAGUAUAGCCUCAUAUUUUACGCGGCAGGGGAAAAGAAGCUCGGAAAAAAUAAAUUAUAUGCAAUGGUGCAAUGUUUAGAACUAACAAUGGAUUGCAAAGGUUGUUUGACUUGGAGUAUCUUAAAGCUUUUCGAAAACAACGAGAUUAAACAAGGAGCGCGAGUUUUGGGUACGGACUGUGAUUUAAGGUAUGAGCUAUACCCUUUUGUUAGGAGUUAAGCAUUUUUAAGUUAUGUAUUAGUUAUAUUUUUUUUUGCUGAAAUGUAAUAUCCAUUUAUCAAUAAAAAGAUUGUUUACAAAAAACAGAUCCAAAGAAUUUGUUUAGAAGUUCAAAAUUGAAUAUUAACAAUGAUUUUCAACUGACUUGGAAUUCUUGAGCCUAUAACCCAACUGACUUGUUUUCAUCCGUAGUAUCUGAAAGCUUUGCUUUAAUGACUUGCUGAUAUGCUUAUGAAUGAUGUUUGGUAACUACUUACUGAGUGAUGAGGCUGCUUGUUCUUACUGAGUACUGACAUUACGUUCUCUCGAUAUCAAAUAUUUGGUUGAUUGAAAAGUGAGUUUUGAAAAGCACCAAAGACAUGCUCGUUUAACCUCGUAUUUUUUAUUGUGCAUGGCAUGAUCUACCAAUCCAAGUUUUCUCUUCUUUCAGCACCUCAGAACAGAACAUGUCCCAUAAUUUACGUGAAUUCAAUUCUGUUAAAAACUCUGAACCAGUUGAAAAUUAAAAUAUGUGCCUACAAGUGUCGUACGUCAUAUCCUAUUUGAGAAUUUGAGGUUGUUCAAGGUUGAGAACUUGAGAUGCUCUUACCAUGUCAAAAAGGAAAUUUCGUUAUCCAUGGAAACAAGUGUCGUAUGUACAUGGAAUGGACUUUUAGAAUCAUAUCCGAGCCCAAAAAAACAAAAACAAUCUUGUACAAGAAACCCAUAUUCGGAUCCAAAGAGAACCUCUCUACAAAAAUGUGCAUCUUCGAUGUUCCGAAACUUCUCACAUAAUUCGAAACCACAAAAAAUGACAUCGUUCGAUGCCGUACGUCUCCUCUCUCUAAUCGAAUCCUCCCACGUUGGCGAUAUCUUCGCCUCUGUCUCCGAUUACCUCCGACCUUUCACCACUCUCCAAUCAACUUACCCAGGGCCGGCUCAACGGUGUUAACGGCCCUGGGGCAAAAAAAAAAUUAAUUUCUAAAUUAUUAUUUUUAUUUAAAAAAUCUGAUAGAUAUAUGUUUUUAAGUAUUUUUAAAAAUAAAUCUAUGGAAAUAAAAAAAAACUUUCAUAUAAAAAAAUUUGGGCCCCUUUUCUUAUUUUUAAUAUAAAAAUACAUAUAUUUUUUUUAAAUCGGGCCCUUAUCUAUUAAGAAAUAGGGGGACAACUGAUUGGAUCCGGGGCGGUCGCACCGCUCGCCCCCUAUCUAAGCCGGCCCUGAACUUACCGCAAACAAAACCCAACACUCACCCUCCGGUCCCUUGGCAAGCAGUUCCUCCCUUUUUUGAGAAAUAUGUGAUCUUAAUUACGAGGAAUUAAUGUCCAGUUCUUUGCAUGUACCAAAUGUGCAUAAGCACUACGAGCAUCUUCAAAGACUCUAUUUUAAAGUUUUUACAUUUGAAGUAUUAUGCUCUUUUUUCAAAAUUAAAAUUUCAAACUUAACAUCAAAUUUAUUUGUAUUUUACUCUAUGAUCUUUAUAUUUGUUAUAAUUAAUUUAAAUCCAUAAAACUUUUAUAAAUAACUAGCACAUAUAUAAAAAUACAAUAGCAAUAUUAAUUAAUAAAAUCUUGCAUUAAAUAUAAAAUUAUAAAUAGAAAUACUUAAUUAAAUAUUAAACUACAAGCAAAAUACCACAUUAAUGCUCUAUUUUGGUUAAACAAAAUUUGUUUGGACAAUAUUUUUGAGAGUUUGGAGAUUUCAGAGCAAAUUUACCAGACUACUCGUGUUGUUGUAAUAUUUAAAUUUGUGUAAUAAUAUGUAUUCAUGAACUUUCUAAAUUGUUUUUAGUUAUUAAGUUUGCUUUGUAAUAUAAUUGUUGUUUAAUUCUAGUUUUAAAUAAUACAAAUUUAUUUUUAAAAAAUUAUUUAAUUUUACGUAUAAAAAUUUAAUUUAUAAAGAAAAAUUUUAAAAAUUUAUGAGAUAUAAAAAUUUAAGGAUUAAAACGAUAAAUAAAAAUGCUUAAAAUUAUAAAUGUAAUGUGUAAUUAAUGUA
Molecule: messenger RNA, 10187 nt
Organism: Brassica rapa (field mustard)
Lineage: Eukaryota; Viridiplantae; Streptophyta; Magnoliopsida; Brassicales; Brassicaceae
Product: putative cysteine-rich repeat secretory protein 37
Source: RefSeq, a predicted model, not a curated record